AAAUAUUAUAAUUCAAAGAAAUGAAUGACAAUGUAUAAACUAGAGUAACAGGGAUUUUUGAGAAAUUGAAUAACAUUUAAAAUUAAGUAUAGGAUGAAAAAAAUAGCAGAUUUUCCAUUAUUGCCUAGUUGAUUGGCCAGUUUGAAUCUAAUUUAAGAAAUGCAUCUUAAUAAAAAGAAGCAGUAUUUAGUUAAUUGGCAAAUAAAUUUAAAGAAUUACAAGUAUUCUUGGAAAGUGAAAAUGAUAAUCGAGUGAGAUAAGAAUAGGAAACUUAGAAAAUGAUUGUUGAUUUAGAAAGACAUGCUAAAAGGUUAUUAGAAACUAGUUAAAAGGAGAGAGUAGAUUAAGAAAAGAAAUUGACUUAUGCAAUUAGUUAAUAAAUAGAUUUCAUAUCCUAAGAUGUUAAUAGAUAAGGAAUUGAACUUUUAGAAUCACAUAAAUAUGUGGAUAUUUAUUUAAAUGAAGACUUACCUAAAAUUGCUGAUGAUCUUUAGAAUGAGAUUGACGAAAGAAGAGAGGUUGAAGAAAGAAUAUAUCAUCAAUUUAUGGAGUAAAUCUCAGACCUAAGAGAAUUAUUUGAUAGAGAGAGAAAAGAAAGAGAAGCCAAAGAAGAAGACAUAGUUGAAAGUUUAAGAGAAGUGUAGUUUAGAAUUACUGAAUUGUUGAAGCGAAAUAGAAAAGAAAGAGAAACUACUGAAUAAGAAAUGGUGUCUUUAGUUGAAACUGUAAUUGAAAAAAUUAAGAUUGAAAUGCUAGAAAUGAAUAUGUGA
Messenger RNA from Paramecium tetraurelia, 770 nucleotides. RefSeq lists its product as uncharacterized. Lineage: Eukaryota; Ciliophora; Oligohymenophorea; Peniculida; Parameciidae. The record is from RefSeq and is a predicted model, not a curated record. The transcript is spliced from 4 exons.